CAACACUCAGUCCAUAUAUGAAGGCACCCACCAAACAUUCUCAAACCAAAGCCAUGACCAAUAUGGAAUCCACCACACCUAUACUCACUCCUCUAGUGCUCCUCCUCCUCUUCUCUCUAGCCAAAGGGCUUCACAACCCCAAAUGUGAUGCUGCCUAUCAACAUGACCAUGAUGGCUCAACCCUCCAAGUGUUCCAUGUGUUCAGCCCUUGUUCCCCAUUCAGGCCCUCAAAACCAAUGUCAUGGGAAGAGAGUGUCCUACAGCUACAAGCCAAGGACCAAGCCAGGAUGCAGUACCUUUCUAACUUGGUGGCUAGGAGGUCCAUUGUCCCAAUUGCCUCAGGGAGACAAAUCACACAGAGCCCUACAUACAUAGUGAGGGCCAAGUUUGGUACCCCAGCACAGACCCUCCUCUUGGCCAUGGACACUAGCAAUGAUGCUGCCUGGGUCCCUUGCACUGCCUGUGUUGGUUGCUCAACAACCACACCCUUUGCUCCUCCCAAGUCCACCACUUUCAAGAAAGUUGGAUGUGGUGCUUCUCAGUGCAAACAGGUACGGAACCCCACUUGCGAUGGAAGCGCGUGUGCAUUCAACUUCACCUAUGGCACUUCCUCUGUGGCAGCUAGCCUGGUCCAAGACACAGUGACCCUAGCCACUGACCCAAUCCCAGCCUACACCUUUGGGUGCAUUCAAAAGGCCACAGGGAGCUCACUGCCACCACAAGGGCUAUUGGGCCUGGGCCGAGGCCCAUUAUCACUCUUGGCCCAAACCCAAAAACUCUACCAAUCUACCUUCUCUUAUUGCUUGCCCAGCUUUAAAACACUCAACUUUAGUGGGUCACUGAGACUUGGGCCCGUGGCCCAGCCCAAGAGGAUCAAGUUUACCCCUCUUCUCAAAAAUCCUAGAAGAUCUUCACUUUACUAUGUGAAUUUGGUGGCUAUUAGAGUUGGCCGGAGAAUUGUGGAUAUUCCACCGGAGGCUCUAGCGUUCAACCCUAACACCGGCGCAGGCACCGUUUUUGAUUCGGGUACGGUAUUCACCCGGCUGGUUGAACCGGCUUACACCGCCGUCCGGAACGAGUUCCGGCGACGAGUUGCCGUUCACAAGAAACUCACCGUGACAAGCCUAGGAGGGUUUGACACAUGCUACACAGUCCCAAUAGUUGCACCAACAAUAACAUUCAUGUUUUCCGGCAUGAACGUGACACUCCCACCGGACAACAUCCUCAUACAUAGCACCGCCGGCAGCGUCACGUGCUUGGCCAUGGCACCGGCACCGGACAAUGUGAACUCGGUGCUGAACGUGAUCGCCAACAUGCAACAGCAAAACCACCGUGUGCUCUUCGACGUGCCCAACUCAAGGCUUGGUGUUGCUCGUGAGCUUUGCACCUAAUACAUAAUAAUAAGUGGUUCUUAGGUCAAGAAUUUUCAUGACUUGUGGGUACAAUAAUAAAAAUCGUGUCGAAUUGGCAUUGCAAAGUUACUCCUAUUUGGGAAUUGGUAUUUGAUAUGGGUUGGGUUUUGGCAUUGCUAAGAGUUUAUUGCUAACUAUUUAGUAGAAGAUAGUGAGCUACAUGUUUAAGGCAUUGCAUGUAAGUCUCCAAGUUUCAAGUUAUAUAUGUAGUAGUAUGAAAAGAAGUUAUAUUUGUAGCUUUGUAAUGGUAUGUGUCACGGGUUCAUAUAUAUGUAGCAAUCCCUUGUGUUGUUUAUUGAAGUUGAUUGAAUUGAUAAUGACUUCACAUUGUGGUACAAGUUCACGGGCUAUAUAGCAUAAUAUCAUUGUCA
Molecule: messenger RNA, 1783 nt
Organism: Glycine soja
Lineage: Eukaryota; Viridiplantae; Streptophyta; Magnoliopsida; Fabales; Fabaceae
Product: aspartyl protease AED3-like
Exons: 3
Coding region: 18-1391 (457 amino acids)
Biological process (GO): proteolysis
Molecular function (GO): aspartic-type endopeptidase activity
Source: RefSeq, a predicted model, not a curated record